Nicotiana tabacum (common tobacco) is the source of this 2365-nucleotide messenger RNA. Its product is annotated as alpha-mannosidase I MNS5. Gene Ontology annotation, molecular function: calcium ion binding; mannosyl-oligosaccharide 1,2-alpha-mannosidase activity. Gene Ontology annotation, biological process: carbohydrate metabolic process; mannose trimming involved in glycoprotein ERAD pathway; endoplasmic reticulum mannose trimming. Gene Ontology annotation, cellular component: membrane. Lineage: Eukaryota; Viridiplantae; Streptophyta; Magnoliopsida; Solanales; Solanaceae. The record is from RefSeq and is a predicted model, not a curated record.
AACAGAUCCAAGAUCUACUGCACUUUCAACCCCCUCGUCCCUCGCUUCUCAAUACCCAUCUUCUUCUCCAAUUUUCCCUCCAUUAAUUUUCCUAUCUCAAAAGAGAAGCAUCAAAUAUGUUUCGAUCAGCGGUGGCAAUAUGGAUUCUGCUCUAUCUUGUCAUCUCUCCCUCCAUAUUUAUCAUCUGUUUGUCAGAACAACACCCAACCAAUCUUAUGGCAGCUAAAAGGAAGCGUAUGAGCGACAGAGUUCGCGAAAUGUUUUACCAUGCUUAUGAUAACUACAUGAUGUAUGCUUUUCCGCAUGAUGAGCUGAAACCUCUGAGCAAAGCCUACACAGAUUCUCUAAGUGAACUUGGAAAUUUGAAGCUUGAACAUCUGCCGCAGCAGUACAAUGGAUCAGCUCUUACCCUAAUUGAAUCACUCUCCAGCCUCGCAAUCUUGGGUAACUACACUGAGUUUGAAAAGGCUAUUCUUUGGCUAUCCGAAAAUCUAUCAUUUGAUGUUGAUGCAAGGAUAAAUCUGUUUGAGUGCAACAUAAGAGUUCUUGGAGGACUUGUUUCUGCUCAUAUUCUUGCCACUGAUUCUACGAACAGGUUGGUUCAAGGAACUUAUAAGAAUCAACUCCUUGACCUGGCUGAAGAUUUGGGACAACGCUUUCUACCUGCUUUCGAUACUCCAACCGGAUUACCUUAUGCUUGGAUCAACUUAAAGCAUGGUGUAAUGGCGGAUGAGACAACUGAAACGAGCACAUCUGGAUGUGGUUCUCUAAUCCUUGAAAUGGGUACAUUAUCACGUUUAACCGGUGAUCCAAGAUUUGAGACGGCAGCUUUGCGUGCUCUUCGUAAGUUAUGGAGCAUGCGGAGUUCUCUAAAUCUUCUUGGCACUACACUGGAUGUAGCAACUGGAAACUGGAUUGAGUAUUCUUCUGGAAUUGGAGCUGGUGUGGAUUCAUUCUAUGAAUAUCUAAUGAAAGCAUAUGUUCUAUUUGGAAGAGAUGAAUUCUGGAAGAUGUUUCAAUCUGCUUACAUUGCUGUGCAGAAAUACUUUAGGCAUGGCCCGUGGUAUCAUGAAGCAGACAUGAGAACUGGAAAAGCAACAUACUGGCAGCUCACAAGCCUUCAAGCAUUCUGGCCCGGUCUGCAAGUUCAAGUUGGGGAUAUCGAUGCAGCUAAUUCAUCACACCGCGAAUUUUUCAAGGUGUGGAAGCAAUAUGGAGUACUUCCAGAGAGGUAUCUGCUGGACCAUCAGAUGUUGCAUCCUACUGAAAAAUACUAUCCUUUACGCCCUGAAUUGGCAGAGUCCACAUUUUACUUAUACCAAGCAACCAAAGAUCCAUGGUACAUGGAAGUGGGUGAAUCAAUAAUAAAUUCUCUGAAUGCACACACAAGAGUUAAAGGUGGCUUUGCCAGCAUUAGGGACGUGACUACAAUGCAAUUAGAAGACCAUCAGCAUAGUUUCUUCCUAGCAGAAACGUGCAAGUAUUUGUAUCUACUUUUUGAUGAUUCAUUUCUCCUUAAUCAAAAUUACAUUUUUACAACUGAGGGUCAUCCCCUGCCUGUUAGACGCAGUUGGCAUGAGAGGCUUCCUGAGGCUUAUAAUCUAAGUAAUGGAAGUUCUGUCAAGAAUGGAGAGCAGAUAAAACGAACCAGUGCCAUGUCACUUCGAGUUUGUCCAGCUGCUAUGAUUCACCAUGAAUCGAAUGAAAGGCGACUUGAAAGUGCUUGCCACAUCCCUGAUACUCGCGCUGAUCACAGAUGUUUCAGUGAUGUUGAUUGUGGUCUUGAUGCCAACACCUGUAGACGGAGGUCAUGCAGUAUGGCUGGAUACUGUGGUCUCUGGUCGUACAUAUAAAAGGAUGUAUAUCUUCAUAUUCUUUUGCAACAGACAAGGUACACAGGUUUUAGGAAAAUGUUCAUUUUUGUAUACUAUAUCUUAAGAGUCAAAAGGUAAUACUAAGAGCAUUCUCAUGAGAUAUAGGUCAAGAUUAAAAUGUAAAACACACUCAAAAAGUUGUCACAGGAAUUUUGUUUAUAUGUUUAAAAGCAUUAAGAGCGUGCCGGAAUGAAGUUAAUCAAAAGAUAAGCAUUUUGCUGCCAUAAGAAUCAUGUUGUUGGCUUGUUAUUACUCUGUGGCUGUGUGGCAUGUCUUAUAUUAGCAGUUCGAGCAUGGUGAAAACAAGGAAGAGAAAGCAAAGAGGUAGAUAUUUGUUAUUUAUCUUUCACCUUGUUCUUGUAAUCCAGGUGGAAAAUUUUGAGAAAUUUCUGCAGUAUCUUCUGCGGUUUAACAUCUCUACUAGUUGUGUCUGGUGUAUUUUUUUUUUCCUUUUUAUUGUCAAUAAUCAUAUUCCAUGAAGCUUUGUUUAA